This is a messenger RNA of Nelumbo nucifera (sacred lotus), 1485 nucleotides long. RefSeq lists its product as uncharacterized. Gene Ontology annotation, molecular function: protein-lysine N-methyltransferase activity. The record is from RefSeq and is a predicted model, not a curated record. Lineage: Eukaryota; Viridiplantae; Streptophyta; Magnoliopsida; Proteales; Nelumbonaceae. Gene Ontology annotation, cellular component: cytoplasm.
GAACACGCGCCCGUUCCCUAAAAAACUCCCUUCAGAAGAAACGAGAAAACCAGACGACGAGACGACAAGUCCAUGACCAACCCCAAUCCUACAACCGCGCAUGUUUUUGACCUUUCCACCAUUGUCCCCUGCUUAGCUGACAUUCCUUCCUCAAAUGCUCUCUGUUGCUUCUUCUUCUUCUAGGGUUUUUUUCUGGUUCUCUGUUUUAAUCUCCUAGGGUUUCUCUGUUUCUGCGUCUUCUCACUUUCGGUUCUCGACCAUGGCCGGAAUUCGAUGGCCACCAGAAGAUUCGGAGCUUUCUCAGACGAGAGCUCCAAGCACCUCCGACCUCAUUUCCGACGACGAUCGCUCUAUCGCUGCGGAUUCUUGGUCUAUAAAGAGCGAGUACGGAAGCACUCUGGACGACGAGCAGCGACACGCCGACGCCUCUGAUGCGCUCUCCACCGGCACCUUCCGAGCUGCAUCUGAUUACAGUUCUGACAAGGAAGACCCAGAUGCUGAAGUAGAGCCUUCGAUGUUGGGUUUGCAGAGCUAUUGGGAUGCCACAUAUGCAGAUGAAUUGGCAAAUUUUCAUGAGCAUGGCCAUUCCGGUGAAAUUUGGUUUGGAACUGAAGUCAUGGAUAUUGUUGCAUCUUGGACCAAAAAGCUGUGUAUUGACAUUUCUGAAGGUCGGUUGCGGGGUCCUGAUGAUGGUGCCAAGCAUGAGUCAGUUGAACAGGUUGGCAAAUAUUUGUCUAGCUGGAGUGUACUUGAUAUUGGAACUGGCAAUGGUCUGCUUCUUCAAGAGCUUGCAAAGCAAGGGUUCUCCAACCUGACCGGAACUGACUAUAGUGAAGGGGCAAUUGAUCUUGCUCGAAGACUUGCUGAUCGUGAUGGAUUCAGUAAUAUCAACUUUCUGGUUGAUGAUGUUCUUGAGACAAAAUUGGAGAGGCAGUUCCAACUUGUUAUGGAUAAAGGUGCUUUAGAUGCCAUUGGAUUGCACCCUGAUGGCCCUUUGAAAAGGAUCAUGUAUUGGGAUUCAGUCUCACGGUUGGUUGCUCCUGGUGGAAUAUUGGUGAUCACAUCAUGUAACAGUACAAAAGAUGAAUUGGUGCAAGAGGUGGACAACUUCAACCAAAGACGGAUUGGUGUUUCCCAGGACCCUGAAACCCCAAAGGACCAAAAAGAAGCAAGCAGAGAGCCCCCUGCAUUCCGCUACCUCAGUCAUGUUCAGUCAUACCCCACAUUCAUGUUUGGAGGAUCGGAAGGAUCACGUGUUUCCACUGUUGCAUUUCUCCGUAGCUGAACUAGUUUUGAAGGUUCAGGUUGGUAUUAAUUAAAUGUUUUAUUUGUCAUGUGAUUGUGGGAUUUAGGUGUUCAUGGGGGCAGUUUUGUUGUUUCAAGCAUUACAUGUUAACUAAUCAUACUUUGGUUGAUGACCCAACUUGUUCCAGUAAGAGGAAAAUGCCAAAAUUGCUGACCUUUGGGAAAAGUUUGUUUUUCUUA